AUGAAAUGGGAUGGAAACGAGCAACUCGUUCACCUCAUCGUACACGCAACCCCGAGAUGCAAACUUCCGAAUCAAGAAGUCUCGCUUCCGAAUAUAUUCCUAGCACAACACUGGUGGCAUUUUCUCAAGCCAAACACAGCCCAGGGAACCGCGAAUAAUAGUGGCAAUAACAAUCAUUCCAAAGCCCCUAAAAUUACCGAGCACCGGGUAUCAGGCGAGUCUAGCAGGGAUGCGCGUAACAGAUCAAUACUCAGUCCGAAUGCUCCUACUCUCCUCUCAGAAGCAAGCUCCAUAAUCACAGUUGAUGGACCAGCAAGACGAUCUAUCAAGAACUAUGACAAUUCAGACAUUGAUGAGGAGAAACCAAGCCGCCCAAACUCCUACAAAGUAAUUUCCGAAAUCUUCAACGAAAAACCCCUGAAAUUCACGCGAGAUCCAGGUGGCUCCCCUCUUUCCCUCCCUACUCGCAGCGUCUACACCGACCUCCUCGAAAACUCAUAUUCUUCAAAAUUGGCCGCAAUUUUCACUACCUUCAUGGUCCCCGCGAAGCUUUUCCCCACCCGGUUCCGUUGCACCGCCCACGGCAUCUCGUCUGCAGCGGGCAAGAUUGCGUCUGUGGUUGUGCAGGCGUUCGUUGCAUACGCACCCAUUGGGUCCUACCGAUCUUCGGAUCCUGGUGCGGAAUGGCUGGGGUAUGUUAUUAUUAUAUUCGUGCCGUUUAUGUUACUUGGGGUUGCGGUGACAAAGUGGUUGAUUCCGGAGACGCGGGAGAGUGAUGGGUCGAAUACACUGCUGGAGCAGUUGGAAGAUGUGAUUAAGAUGAAUAGGCAAGUUAAGUUUUCGUGUGCGUCGGCGAGGAGAGGUGUGAGUGGUCUAGUGCUAAGCCUUUUGACUGCUUUUGUUUCGUCCGAUCUCGUGAAAAAUUUUCCCUUAGACACUGUCUGA
This is a messenger RNA of Blastomyces gilchristii SLH14081, 945 nucleotides long. RefSeq lists its product as uncharacterized. The record is from RefSeq and is a predicted model, not a curated record. The transcript is spliced from 3 exons. Lineage: Eukaryota; Fungi; Ascomycota; Eurotiomycetes; Onygenales; Ajellomycetaceae. The coding region runs from base 1 to 945 and encodes 314 amino acids.